AUGGAGGAGAACACCCUUCCCACGUCCGAAAGCAGACGGUCGAAAGCCGAUGUCGAGGGGGUUCUCAAUAAACUUGAGAAUCCUGCCGAUGCCAGCAACAGUUCAGAGUUGGAGAAGCUGCUGGUGCAACUUCACGGAGCGACUCGCACACUAGGCGAGGGCGCGCUGGAACCUUUGUUUUCGAAAAGGGGGGUGAGGAUCAUUGGAGCAUAUGCCUUCCAAGCUGAUCCAAAGCCGGAGCACCUACCUGCGCUGCGAUGCCUGAACAACAUUCUGGUCAGGGCCCCCGAGUCCAGAAAGCUUAUUUCCACCGAAAUCGGCACAGACAGGAUCAUCUCGGCUCUCCAGCGCGAUGACCCCGACGACGAGCUGGCACUGGCCAACAUUAUCAUCUUCUCGUGCCAUGGCACAAGCUUGGACUUGACGCCUUGCUUUGAGAAUGAUGGCCUCGCGGAAAUCAACAUCCAACGUCACGCAAGCCAAGGGCCACUGCCAACCGCGGACCCUACGUCUGCGUGCGCAGCAAGCCUACGGCUUUUGUCGACACUUGCUGCUCGCUACGAGGACCAGGCACAUCGGUUCAUUCACGCCGUCGAUCCUGUGCUGGACAUGCUGUCCAAGAUGACCAUCCUGACGCCCCCGCUCCAGGCACCCGUGUCCAUCCUCGUCAACUGUCUGCCUGUGCUGCCUCUUAGUGAGAAGAAAGAUAUUGAGGUCAGCGCCGUGGACAAGCUCAUGGAGAUUCUGAGCGAUUGCAUCAACUUCUACGGUACCCAAGACAAGGAAUCCGAGUUCCUUCCCCUGCUCCUGGCCAUCAACCACCUAUCUCGGUCGGGAGCCAAGUCAGCAAAGGAGCGACUCCAGCAGAAGAUCAUACCGAGCGAGGAGGAUCGAAAGGAGGCGCUCGGCAUGGGUCAGUCAUUGCCACACAAACUGCUCCACAUGUCCAACAUGUCCAUGUUCCCCGAGGUGCGCGAGGUGAUCAUGACCACAUUCUUUGAAUUGUCCGAAAGAGACCCCUCGCUGUUCGUACACAAUGUUGGGUUUGGCAACGCUGCGGGAUACUUGAAUUCCAAAGGCAUCGAGAUUUCGCAAAAGGAGCUUGGGUCAGCGGUUGGCCCUGCUGUCAACCCCAUCACUGGCCAGAGGCUGGACGCUGAGCCUGAGGUGGAACUGCCGGAGAUGACGGAUGAGGAGAAGGAGCGCGAGGCGGAGCGCUUGUUUGUGCUGUUUGAGAGGCUCAAGGCUACGGGCGUCAUGGACGUGGAGAACCCAGUCACGGCGGCAAUGCAAUCGGGACGGAUCCAGGAGUUGCCCGACGACGCAAGCGACGAUGACGAUAGCGAUGACAACAGUAAGGGCAAAUAG
This is a messenger RNA of Emericellopsis cladophorae, 1368 nucleotides long. Its product is annotated as Synembryn-A-like protein. NCBI's taxonomy places the organism in Eukaryota, Fungi, Ascomycota, Sordariomycetes, Hypocreales, Bionectriaceae. The transcript has 6 exons. Gene Ontology annotation, biological process: G protein-coupled receptor signaling pathway. The record is from RefSeq and is a predicted model, not a curated record. Gene Ontology annotation, cellular component: cytoplasm. Gene Ontology annotation, molecular function: G-protein alpha-subunit binding; guanyl-nucleotide exchange factor activity. Bases 1 to 1368 code for a protein of 455 amino acids.